AUUUUGAGUUUCACAAGCAUUGCGACAGGUGACCGUAAGCAGUUCAGUUCGCUUUGAAGCCUGCCGCGGGUCAGUUGCGUGUCACGGAAAAUCCUUAAGUUAACGGGGAAAAUCCUUAAGCUAGUGGCAAAGUUUUUGGUUUAUUGGAGAGCUGAAAAAGUGUUUUAAAAAUGAAUGAAUUGGAAUUAAGAAAAGUUUGAAACGUGCAACUACAAAAAACAUAUUCUGAAAGAAAUAUUUAAAAAUCUUUUUAGCUAACAGGAAAAGCAAGCGAAGUGAUUAACAAAAAAUAUUUAGAAAAAAAAUAAAUACUGAUAUUUAAUCAUAAAUUCUAGAAAUUUAAUUUAUGUGAAAUUAUAUCAAAGUGAUAUUGAAAUCAAAAUAUAUUUGAGUUUAGUGUUAAUUUUAAGUAACUAAAGUUAAUACCAAUCCUAAACCCAAUACGCACUUCCUUGUCUAAGGACAACACUGAAUAUAAGACACUUAACUCCAAGGAUACUACCAAAUAUAAUCCAUCAAAUGAAAUACCAAGAAGUCCAAGCCAGAACGCAGUAGAAAAGGGCAGAAAAAUGAUGAACAUGAAUCCGCCAACGCACCAGCACCCUCACGUUCCCCAUCCGCAUUCCCAUCUCCAGCCACUGCCGCAUCUUGGCCAGCAUCAGCAAUUGCCCGCCCUGCUUCAAGGCCACCCGACCACCACCCACUUCGUCGAGUGUCGGGCAUUACCAGCAAUCAACGAGACAUUUCCGCAAUUUGGCCAACAUCGUCCGGCUAUAUCGUUGCUCUCCCCCUUGGAUCUUUCACUGCGUGCUGCGGCCAGUGUAGUGCCAAUUACUCCACCGUCGACACCCUCGCCGCCCCGCAAGCGCCAGAGAUUAAUGUCCGAGGAGAAUUACCUGUGGCGCCCGCACAUGGCGAGUCCUGCAGCUCCAGUUGUUUCUUCGGCAGCUCCUUCGAGUCUGGCAAUUCAGCCAGGCAGCAGCUACUUUCAUAAUCAGCAGCAGCAACAUCAUCAGCAACAACAGCCGCAACACCAACAGCAGCAGCAACAUCAACCACACCAGCAACAUCAUCAGCCAUACGCUAUACGCGGCAGCUUUGAGGGAGCUUCCUUUAAUAAAAGUCAUUUUCACGGGACAAAAAAUAACUUUGAGCAAAUUCCGGCGGGUCAAUCGAGCGUUAGCUCGCCCAUCUACGUGGAGGAUGAGACCAUUGUGUUGACCGAGGACGAGGAUGAAACAGUUGUCAGUUCCCAUGACUACAAUGAGUACGCCACGGACACGGAGGAAGUCAACGAGGGCGACGAUGAGACACAGCAGGUUCAAGUCAGCGAUAAUGGAGACGAUGAUGAGGAAGAGGUCUUCGUGGAUGUCCUGGGCAGUGAUGAUGAUGAGGAUGAGGCAGUGGAUCCGGCCACAAGAUUGCUGGCCCAACUAAUGGAGACCACGGCCCUGAAACGAAAUGAACUGCUGUAUGAGGAUGAGGAGCUGCAUAAUCAGGCUGUUGAUGGUCUGGCCAGACUUUUUGACCGGGAUUUUCCAGAGCCAGAAGUGGAGGUUACUGAACUGACGGAUGUCCAGAGCAACAGCGGCAAGACCUACACGGACUUAAGUGGCGUGGCAACGGUACAGAUUAGAGAUACUAGUUCUAACAAUCUCCCACCACCACGACCGCCACCGCCUCCUCCUCCUGGUCCAGCGCCACCCUUACCACCGCCCACUCGACCCCACAAGGCCGAACGUAAGAGGUCAAAGCUAAGGAAACACAUGGCCAUCGAUGAGGAAACCAUAAGUCCAGUCUCGGGCACCAUCAUCCGCAAAUUGCGCGACGACGAGGAGCUGGUGGUCCGCAAAGGCGACAUUGAUCCGGCUUUCAAUGUAGUUGAAAUCACCGAGGAGGCCAAGGCCAUCCUGGCCAGCAUCGACAACAAGAUUGGCGACUACCUAUGCCAGCUUUGUCGCACCGUCUACGACGAUGCCUUCAUGUUGGCCCAGCACCGCUGUCCCCGCAUCGUCCACAUCGAGUACAAGUGCUCCGAAUGCGAGAAGGUCUUUAAUUGCCCGGCCAACUUGGCCUCACAUCGCAGAUGGCAUAAACCCAAAGCGGAUGCAUCUGGGGGUCAAGGUAAUCCCUCUAAGAAGAGGCUAGUGGAGCCCAGUGAUCUUAUCCAGGAGACGGGAAGAGGUGUUGAUGAUGUCAGCGAUGGGAUUUAUCCUUGCCACAUUUGUGGAAAGACUUUCCGACGUCAAGCUUACCUAAAGAAACACCAGGCCUCCCAUCAGAUGUUGGAUAAUCUAAAAAAUUUGGAUUUCUUUAAGGCCCAGCAGCAGCAAUUGGCCAUUAAUGGCCACCAAUUGCCCGAUCAUGUCCAGCUGCAGCAGACACAAGGACAGUCAGUUGCAUCUGCCACACCCUAUGCCUCUCUGCCACGACCACCGCAGGGAAUGCCCAUUUAUCCGCCGCCACCAAAUGGUAAGAACUAUGCGGGAGGACAACGCUUUCCCGGAUUUCCAUUUCAGUCCUUCGACCAGCGACGUUUCUACUCCCUCGGAGAGUUCUAUCUAUCCCAGCACUUGGAGCGCUCUUCAGCUUUCCAAUAUGUGCAGGCCAAUCACCUGAGGCAGCUGUCGAACGUGGCACAAACUUUGAUGCCUCCAAUGCCCGUUAAAUGACCCAAUCCCAAUACGAAUAUCCUAAGGCCUGUGCCGCGCAUUGCUAACACAACAACUGCAACAGGACCUCCGGCGGCAACGACAACAGCCAGACAGGUGGCAACU
Messenger RNA from Drosophila eugracilis, 2777 nucleotides. RefSeq lists its product as uncharacterized. NCBI's taxonomy places the organism in Eukaryota, Metazoa, Arthropoda, Insecta, Diptera, Drosophilidae. Gene Ontology annotation, cellular component: nucleus; transcription repressor complex. The record is from RefSeq and is a predicted model, not a curated record. The coding region runs from base 570 to 2672 and encodes 700 amino acids. Gene Ontology annotation, biological process: regulation of cell cycle process; neuron differentiation; negative regulation of transcription by RNA polymerase II. The transcript is spliced from 4 exons. Gene Ontology annotation, molecular function: RNA polymerase II cis-regulatory region sequence-specific DNA binding; DNA-binding transcription repressor activity, RNA polymerase II-specific.